Messenger RNA from Dufourea novaeangliae, 3242 nucleotides. RefSeq names its product 26S proteasome non-ATPase regulatory subunit 1 (gene Rpn2). Gene Ontology annotation, cellular component: proteasome storage granule; nucleus; proteasome complex. Lineage: Eukaryota; Metazoa; Arthropoda; Insecta; Hymenoptera; Halictidae. Gene Ontology annotation, biological process: regulation of protein catabolic process; proteasome-mediated ubiquitin-dependent protein catabolic process. Gene Ontology annotation, molecular function: enzyme regulator activity. The transcript has 14 exons. The record is from RefSeq and is a predicted model, not a curated record. The coding region runs from base 56 to 3187 and encodes 1043 amino acids.
CACAGCUUGCUAUCAAACUGUCUUUUGGAGUUUUUACUCAAAGAAUUUAUAACCCAUGAGAACCAAUAUGAAUAUUACAUCCGCGGCUGGUAUUAUCUCCCUUCUGGAGGAGCCAAUGCCAGAGCUAAAAGUGUUCGCUCUGAAAAAAUUGGACAUGAUCGUGGAUGAAUUUUGGCCAGAAAUAUCUGAGGCUAUAGAAAAAAUUGAAAUUCUUCAUGAAGAUAAGGCAUUUCCUCAACAUGACUUAGCUGCAUUAGUUGCAAGUAAAGUGUAUUAUCAUUUAGGAAGUUUUGAAGAUUCUCUUACCUAUGCUUUGGGAGCUGGAGAGCUUUUUGAUGUCAAUGCUCAUACUGAAUAUGUGGAUACUACUAUCGCUAAAUGUAUCGAUUAUUACACUCAACAACGUGUUUUGGAAGCUGAAGGGAAACUGCCACCAGGUAGCAAAGGUAUUGAUCCGAGAUUAGAAGGAAUUGUAAACAGAAUGUUUCAACGGUGUUUGGACGAUAAUCAGUACAGGCAAGCAUUAGGUCUUGCUCUUGAAACCAGAAGAAUGGAUGUCUUUGAAGCUGCAAUUAUGCAGUCUGAUGAUGUGAGUGGCAUGUUGUCCUAUGCUUUCCAAGUAGUCAUGAGUCUCAUUCAGAAUCGUGGUUUCCGCAACACUGUACUACGUUGUCUAGUGAGCCUUUACCGUAACUUAGGAACACCAGACUAUGUCAACAUGUGUCAGUGCCUGAUAUUUCUUGACGAUCCGUUAGCCGUUGCCGAACUCUUAGAUAGACUGAGUAAAGGUUCACAAGAUUGUGUUCUUAUGGCCUAUCAAAUUGCAUUUGAUUUGUAUGAAUCUGCGACCCAGCAGUUCCUUGGUCGAGUUUUACAAGCUCUCAGAGCAACAGCUCCCAUUCCAGGAGCUCUUAUGGUUAAGCCAAUUGUUAAACCAGCAGUAAAAGUAGCUACCGAUGUUAGUUCAGAUUCUAAUGCUAUGGAAACUGAAAGCAGUGCACCUGUUCCAGAAGAUAAAGUUCAACGUAGCGUUGAAAGUUUGAAUGCAGAAGAACGCGAACAACAGGAGCGCGUGGAUGCUCUGUCGAGUAUUUUGGGAGGCGAAAUUUCUAUUGAUCUACACCUACAGUUCUUAAUUCGUAGUAAUCAUACCGAUAUGUUAAUAUUGAAAAAUACUAAGGAUGCUAUAAGAGUGUCCAUUUGUCACACUGCCACCGUAAUUGCGAAUGCGUAUAUGCAUUCUGGUACAACUAGUGACCAAUUUUUGAGAGACAACUUAGAAUGGCUGGCUAGGGCUACGAAUUGGGCAAAGUUAACCGCAACGGCGUCAUUAGGCGUGAUUCAUAGAGGCCACGAACAAGAGGCGUUAGCGUUAAUGCAGUCCUACCUCCCGCGAGACACUGGCGCCGGUGCUGGUUAUUCCGAGGGAGGUGGUUUGUACGCGUUAGGACUUAUUCACGCGAAUCAUGGUGCAGCCAUCACGGAUUAUUUGCUUGGACAGCUGAAGGACGCACAGAACGAGAUGGUUCGUCAUGGAGGCUGUUUAGGAUUGGGCCUAGCCGCCAUGGGGUCGCACAGGCAGGAUGUGUAUGAACAACUGAAAUUCAAUUUGUAUCAAGACGAUGCUGUUACUGGUGAGGCGGCCGGUAUUGCUAUGGGCAUGGUCAUGUUAGGAUCUAAAUCAACCCAGGCGAUAGAGGACAUGGUUGCGUACGCCCAAGAAACCCAACACGAGAAGAUCCUCCGAGGAUUGGCGGUCGGGAUUGCGUUCACCAUGUACGGUCGACUCGAGGAAGCCGACCCGUUGCUGACCUCCCUCUGCGCCGAUAAGGAUCCGAUACUUCGAAGGAGCGGCAUGUACACCCUUGCGAUGGCCUAUUGCGGCACUGGAAACAAUCAGGCAAUCCGGAAGCUGCUGCACGUUGCUGUUUCCGAUGUGAACGAUGAUGUCAGACGGGCAGCGGUCACCGGCCUCGGAUUCCUCCUGUUCAGAACCCCAGAACAAUGUCCCAGCGUGGUGUCGCUGUUGGCCGAAAGUUACAAUCCUCACGUGAGAUACGGAGCAGCGAUGGCUCUGGGUAUCGCGUGCGCCGGUACAGGCCUGAAGGAGGCGAUAGCGUUGCUGGACCCGAUGACCAACGAUCCGGUGAACUUCGUUCGGCAAGGAGCGUUGAUCGCCUCCGCGAUGAUCCUAAUCCAGCAGACCGAGGCCACCUGUGCGCGCGUCAAGGACUUCCGAGCGCUGUACGCCAAGGUGGUCGUGGACAAGCACGAGGACGUGAUGGCCAAGUUCGGCGCCAUUCUCGCCCAAGGAAUCAUAGACGCCGGCGGGCGUAACGUGACGGUAUCACUUCAGUCGAGGACAGGCCACACGAACAUGCUGGCGGUGGUCGGUGCCCUGGUGUUCACCCAAUAUUGGUACUGGUUCCCAUUGGCCCAUUGUUUGGCCCUCGCCUUCACGCCGACCUGUCUAAUUGCUUUGAACGCCCAGCUGAAAAUGCCGAAGCUCGAGAUCCGUUCGAACGCCCGGCCGAGCGUUUACGCUUAUCCAGCCCCGUUGGAGGAGAAGAAACGCGAGGAAAGGGAGAAAGUGACAACCGCAGUACUCAGCAUCGCUGCAAGGGCGAGAAGACGCGAGUCCGAGAGACGAGCUCGUGACUCUCAUGAGAAGAUGGAAGUGGAUCCACCGGAGACGAAGGAGACCGUGGAAGUGAAGGAGGCGUUGCCCAAGGAGAAGGAGGAGAAGAAGAAAGAGAAAGAGGAAAAGGAGCCGAAGGAGGUGAAGGAGACGAAGGAGAAAGUCGAGAAGAAGGGCAAGGACGAGGUCGAGAAAGGCGAGAAAAGCGAGAAAGGCGAGAAAAGCGAGAAAGGUGAGAAGAGUGAGAAAGGCGAGAAGGGUGAGAAGAGUGAGAAAGGUGAGAAGGAGAAGAAGGAACCGGAGCCGACCUUCGAGAUCCUCCAGAAUCCAGCUCGCAUCCUACGGCAACAGCUGAAGGUGAUUCAACUAGUGGAGGGCAGCCAUUACGUUCCCGUCAAGGAUCUCCAAAUUGGCGGCAUCGUUAUGUUGAAGCAUGUACAAACGGACACGGAAGAGGAGCUUGUGGAGCCAGUGGCUGCUUUCGGCCCGAAACCAGACGAGGAGAAGGAAGCGGAUCCUCCAGAGCCGUUCGAGUACAUCGAAGAUUAAAAAACUCGCUGUAUCGAAAAUUCGCCCCCUCCCCCCGUGGCUCCGUUGUAUACCG